Molecule: messenger RNA, 1965 nt
Organism: Larimichthys crocea (large yellow croaker)
Lineage: Eukaryota; Metazoa; Chordata; Actinopteri; Sciaenidae
Gene: edf1
Product: endothelial differentiation-related factor 1
Exons: 5
Coding region: 199-630 (143 amino acids)
Cellular component (GO): nucleus
Molecular function (GO): DNA binding
Source: RefSeq, a predicted model, not a curated record
GGGUCGCCGCUGAGAGUGUCCAUCACCGCGGUUUAAAUAAAGCUUUGGCAGAAACGCGUGUGUGAUACUUCUGGAAGGAGCGUCCGACACGCCAAAGUACAGCACUGCCCUCUUUAAAGGGAGACUUUUGAACACGCUUAUUUUUGUAUCUAUUAUUAAACAUUACGGGUAUCGAUUGAACCCCUGAAAAAAGAAAACAUGGCAGAGAGCGACUGGGAUACCGUGACUGUCUUGAGGAAGAAGGGGCCGACUGCUGCCCAGGCCAAAUCCAAGCAGGCUAUCACCGGUGCUCAGAGACGUGGGGAGGAAGUUGAGACAACCAAGAAAUGGUCUGCAGGGCAGAACAAACAGCACCUUGUGACAAAGAACACAGCCAAACUGGACCGGGAGACCGAGGAGCUACACCAUGACAGAGUUCCCCUGGAGGUGGGGAAAGUCAUUCAGCUUGGCAGACAGGAGAACGGCCUGACCCAGAAAGAUCUGGCCACUAAAAUUAAUGAGAAGCCUCAAGUCAUUGCAGAUUAUGAGGCCGGGAGAGCGAUUCCCAACAACCAGGUCAUGGGCAAGAUAGAGAGAGCAAUUGGUCCUGCUCUGAAGACACUGUUCUGGGAUGCAUAUUUGCUCAAAUAAAGUAUGCAACCUCCUGACCGGUGUUCAGUGGACAAACAAAGAAGGAGCCAUGUUGUUUCCAGGGGGUUAUUUGGAUUCUUGCUCAACAGGCUGCUUCACUCUGUGAGUGUGUGUGUGUGUGUGUGAAAGAAAGAGAGGGAGACGGAGACAGACUGCGUUCCUGGAAAUGCCAUUCCAUUGGUCAAAACACCAUAGCAACAUAGUUCCACCUAUGACAAGGGAGCAGCCAGCGGUUUUGAAGGAGCGAUGUGAAGCAGAAAGCUACAUGGGGGGGAGGGAGGUGGAUUUGGGAGGGGUGAGGGCAAUUCUCAGGGAGGGUUUGGGGUGGAGGAAAAGUCUGGGGUCUGUUUUGGCCUCAGGCUCCAAACUCAAAUUGAGAUUCCACUACACGUACAACCUGUUGUGUUGAAUCGUGAAAUGCACUCUGUCUCAGCAGAGGCUUCUCCUUCAGCUGCUCUGUUCAUUCUUUAUGUGCCUGUUUACAUUUCUUUUACUUUAAAAAAUGCAUAAAUUGCUUUAAUCCCUGCACAAAGAUCUACCAUCGUUCAUGUAUGUACCUUUACAAAUUCUAUUAUGUUGGAAAAAUCAACUUUACAGCAGAAAGAUGAGGAAAAAAGAACAUAUUCAGUUGCAGUUUUGUUUCCUGCUGAGGAUUUCCAUACUGUCUGAUGCUAGUGGCAUUCACAAAUUACACUGGUUGUUACAGGGUUAUGGUUUUUCAUUGCGAAAUUACAAUAGAUGCCACAGACUUGCGUAAUGUACUUCAAUUCUGUGCUGGAAAAUAGAGUAAGACAAGAAAAACCUAACAAAGACUAGGUUACUUUGUAUGCAGUCUUGCUCGCGUUGUACAACAAAAUAACACCCUACACUUCCUCUGUCACAGACAUGGGGACCAAACACCAAUUUAUUUAUUAAGCACUUUUACAUUAGUUAAAAAUCUGUAGUAAAGACAUAAAAUGUCAGUUUGUUGAAAUGUUUUGCAGAGGGUCAUUAGUGUCACACCACAGGAAGCUGGUAAUAGCCAUAUUAUUAGGAGUUGCAUCCAAGAAUAAAGAGAUCAGAACACCAGCUGAUACUGUGAGAAAAUAUAUGCACAGUUUAUUGAUAGAUGCAAAUAGGUGAGGCACACACAAAAUAAUUCAAAUCAAUAAUGUAUUAGUUGUGAGUUCUGACCAUGUUUGUUUUUCUCUUCAACAUUAGAAACCAGUCAUGGACAGAAACCAGGUCAAUUCUUCUGAACUUUAAGAGAUUCUAGUAACUUGAAGAUUUCUCUGCAGCCUGGGUGGGACAUGGGAGACAAAAACGAAGGAGGAGAAAAAAACAAAACAAAACAAA